Messenger RNA from Aquila chrysaetos chrysaetos, 776 nucleotides. RefSeq names its product ribosomal protein L39 (gene RPL39). Gene Ontology annotation, molecular function: structural constituent of ribosome. Gene Ontology annotation, biological process: translation. The transcript is spliced from 3 exons. The record is from RefSeq and is a predicted model, not a curated record. Gene Ontology annotation, cellular component: ribosome; cytosolic large ribosomal subunit. The annotation marks the transcript as partial. Lineage: Eukaryota; Metazoa; Chordata; Aves; Accipitriformes; Accipitridae.
CUCCUGCCCUCUCCGUACUGCUUCAUCUUCCAUCAUAACUUGAAGUAUUGUUUUACAGCCCAGAAAGAGACUUCACCAGUAGCAGCUCCUCCUCAGCUAGCGAAUUUUAGCCAUAGCGAUUUUGUACUAAAACCAAUAAACUCGCAGAAACUCGUGCCGCCGCCGUCCCUCACUGAGCUCCGUCUGCGCCGCGCCGGGCCCGCCGGGCCGCUAGGGGGCGCCGUGGCCGCGGAGCCCGGCGCCGCCCCCCCCCCCUCUCUGGCCGCCUUCCCCCGCCCCUUCCGUCUCUUCCGCCGCCGCCAUCGCCGAGACGCCGGGCAGUUCAGCGCCAUGUCAUCUCACAAGACGUUCAAGAUCAAACGCUUCCUCGCGAAGAAGCAGAAGCAGAACCGGCCUAUCCCGCAGUGGAUUCGCAUGAAAACGGGCAAUAAGAUCAGGUACAACUCCAAAAGGAGACACUGGAGAAGGACCAAACUGGGCUUGUAAGAGAGACUGUCUCCUGGGAACUCUAAUAAACACGUGUCUUUCUGCGUCAGAUUGAUACACCCGUAUGCUGUUCGGCGACCCCCAAGUAAUUCCUUCUGUAGUGUUGGACUGCAAUCCCCAGUGUUUGGUUUUUUUAUGAGCUAGUCUGGGUUAUUGAUGUUAACUGGGAAAAUCUUAAAGUAAUUUGCAUCUGAAACAUGAAGACUGUGUUCUAUUAGUGUUCUUUCUUUCAGGCAUCAUCCUGGGUAUUGACAGUGUACAGGCUUACUAAUAAAUAUGGACCCAAAUGA